This is a messenger RNA of Vicia faba (fava bean), 1035 nucleotides long. Lineage: Eukaryota; Viridiplantae; Streptophyta; Magnoliopsida; Fabales; Fabaceae. The record is from the annotation of a GenBank genome assembly.
AUGGCGCAAGUUAAGAACACGCAAGUGAUUCUGAAGGAUUAUGUUACUGGUUUUCUUAAAGAAUCAGACAUGAACAUAGUUGACAGUACCAUAACUCUUAAGAUUCCAGAAGGUUCCAACGAUCUUGUUCUGCUAAAGAAUCUCUACUUGUCUUGUGAUCCAUACAUGCGAGGUCUGAUGAACAAACCAAAAGAAUCUGUCAUUCCUCUUGCCUACACCCCUCAAUCUCCGAUAGCCGGUCGUGGCGUGUCGAAAGUUCUGGAAUCUGGAUACCAAGAUUAUAAGGAAGGUGAUUUGGUUUGGGGGUUUACUAAAUGGGAAGAGUACAGCUUGAUUCCUGCAGCUCAAAUACUUUUCAAAAUUGAGCAUACUGAUGUUCCACUUUCUUACUAUACCGGAAUUCUCGGUAUGCCGGGAAUGACUGCUUAUGCUGGUUUCUUUGAAGUAGGAAGUCCUAAGAAAGGAGAGAAUGUUUUUGUUUCAGCUGCCUCUGGUGCUGUUGGUCAGCUUGUUGGCCAAUUCGCCAAAUUGCACGGUUGCUAUGUCGUUGGAAGUGCUGGAACUAAAGAAAAGGUGGAUCUGCUGAAGAAUAAAUUUGGAUACGAUGAAGCCUUUAACUACAACGAAGAGCAAGACCUCAACGCAGCAUUAAAAAGGUAUUUUCCGGAAGGCAUUGACAUUUACUAUGAGAACGUUGGAGGAAAGACACUUGAUGCUGUACUCUUGAAUAUGAAACUCAAUGGACGCAUACCUGUGUGUGGAAUGAUCUCACAGUACAAUCUUACGCAACAUGAAGGCGUAACGAAUUUGGCACAUCUUGUAUAUAAACGGAUUCGUAUGCAAGGUUUUGUUGUAGGUGAUUUCUAUCACCUGUAUGCCAAAUUCUUGGAGUAUGUCCUUCCUUAUAUCAGAGAAGGGAAAGUUGUGUAUGUGGAAGACAUAGCUGAGGGACUUGAGAAAGGCCCAGCAGCAUUGGUGGGAUUAUUUAGUGGUCAGAAUGUUGGUAAACAAGUGCUUGUUGUUGCUCAUGAAUGA